Molecule: messenger RNA, 768 nt
Organism: Peronospora farinosa
Lineage: Eukaryota; Oomycota; Peronosporomycetes; Peronosporales; Peronosporaceae
Source: the annotation of a GenBank genome assembly
AUGCUGGAGCUACUGACGUCCAAGAUCUAUGGGGCACCGGCGUAUAUGGUGGUGCCUUUUAUUGCUCUCUCAGUAUUGUAUGUCGUGCUGGUUAUUCGCUUUAUUCUUCACAUGCGGGGUCUUAAUGUGAGCUUCACGGGCAAGAAGAAAAAAAUCGCACUAUUGUUGGGUCCACGUCAUGCUGGCAAGACGAGGUUUUUUCAUCUUAUCCGUGACGGAGAACACGUUGAUACGGUCAGUUCUAUGAAGGAAUUGACUUGUCGCUUUAUUGUGCACUCCAAGUACAAUUUGGACAAGUUUAAUGCUGAACUUACAGUUGUCGACUAUCCCGGUCAUGAACGUCUUCGCUCACGGGUAGUGGAUUUCUAUCCCAUGACGGGAACUAUCGUCUUCUUUGUGGAUGCCAGCGACAUGCCGUCGUUUCGUAAAGCUGCCGAGUUCCUACAUGACAUUUUUGCAAACAAGAAGGUGAAUGACCAGACGCCUCCAAUCAUGGUGGUCUGCAAUAAGAGCGAUAUUUCUGGAGCUGCCAGCCCGCAGAUGGUGCGUGACGCAUUGGAGAAAGAAUUGACUCAGUUGAAGACGACGCGCUCGUCCUUGGAGACCGAGGGCGAUGAUGACGAGCAGGACUUGUCUCAAGUACCUGUCGGACGUGAUGGAGCUCCGUUCCAGUUCGAUGUGGACGCGCCGUGCGAGAUCUCAUUUGUCAAGUGCAGUGUCAAGGACGCAGAUAUUCAUGAUGUUGUGCGCUUUAUUCAGCAACAUUAG